AUGGGCUCGGGCUCGUCCGCGCUGGCCCGCCUCGGCCUCCCGGGCUCCCGGCUCCCCGCGCAGCCCCGGCCCGCCUGGCUCGGGGUCGCCGCGCUGGGACUGGCCGCGCUGGCGCUGGGGGCGGCGGCCUGGCACCGGAGGCGGUCCCGGAGGCCGCGGCGGCUGCAGCAGGUGGGCACCGUGUCGAAGCUGUGGAUCUACCCGAUCAAGUCCUGCAAGGGGGUGUCGGUGAGCUCGGCCGAGUGCACGGCCAUGGGGCUGCGCUGCGGCCGGCUGCGCGACAGGUUUUGGCUUGUGAUCAACGAGGAAGGAGACAUGGUCACUGCCCGGCAGGAGCCCCGCAUGGUCCUGAUGUCUCUGACCUGUGACGGUGACUCACUGACACUUGGCGCCGCCUACACAAAGGACCUGAUACUGCCCAUCCAAGCACCCACCACAAAUGCAUUGCACAUGUGCAGAGUGCAUGGCCUGGAGGUGCAGGGCCGAGACUGUGGCGACGCGGCCGCUGGGUGGAUCACCAGCUUCCUGAAGACGAAACCCUACCGCCUGGUGAGCUUCGAGCCCCAUAUGCAACCCCGACGCUCUCAGGACAUGAGGGCCAAGUUCCAGCCCAAGGACCAGGUGGCCUAUUCAGAUGUCAGCCCGUUCUUGGUUGUUUCAGAGGCAUCCCUGGCAGAUCUCAACUCCAGGCUGGAGAAGAAAGUCACAGAGUCUAACUUCAGGGCCAACAUUGUCAUUUCAGGGUGCGGUGCCUAUGCAGAGGAUUCUUGGAGCCAGGUUCUCAUUGGGGACGUGGAGCUGAAAAGGGUGAUGGCUUGCUCUAGGUGCAUUUUAACCACGGUGGACCCAGACACUGGGGUCAUGGACAGGAAGGAGCCGCUGGAUACGCUGACGAGUUAUCGCCUGUGUGACCCUUCGGAGCAAAAGUUGUAUGGAAGCAAACCCCUUUUUGGACAGUAUUUUGUUCUGGAAAACCCAGGGACCAUUAAAGUGGGAGACCCGGUGUACCUGCUGGGCCAGUAGCAAGAAAUGCAUGUCCUGGAAUAUCAGUUCCCAUAAAAACAUGUCUUUGAAGCCGGGCGUGGUGGCGCACCGUGAGUUCAAGGCCACCCUGAGAUUACAUAGUGAAUUCUAGAUCAGCCUGGGCUAGAGAGAGACCCCACCUCGAAAAACAACAACAACAACAUUCUUUAGAUCGCAGUGUUGGAGGAUGUGACAGCUCUGUAUUCUUCAGAUCUGUGAUCUAUCUCCCUGUUUCUCGAUGCUUCCGAGGCUCCAGCACACGAAGCAAAGAAAUGGGGUCUUGCUAAUUUAGUAGGAUUUUUUUUUCUUAAAUGAAUUAGGAUUCUGAAAAUGUCCUGUUUAUGAUUACAAAAUAAUUCUUUUUCUUACUUCUCCAUUCACCUGCCAAGACUGCAAAUUUCCCAUCAUCUCACCACCUGUGUUCAGGAAAGAGAAGAGACAAGGAGGAAGGGAAUGGGCUAGCCAGAAGAAUGUUUUGGAACUUUUUGUUUCCCUGUACACAUGGGACAUGCGAUAAAAAUUAAAUUGUCUCCUAAAUAAAUCUGGAAAGAUACAUCACUUUUCUUAAAUCCUGUACUAGCUUUUGCAAGAGCUUGAAGAGGCCAACCAGCCAGCAAUCAAGAUGCUCAAACCUUGGUUGACUACUGCACAUCAGCACCCAGAUUCCAAACUUUUCCCAGCAUGUGCGAGGGGCCCUGGCACCAGAGAGGGUAGGUCCUCUGGCUUGGUGUCUGAGAGGAGAUCCAGUCUUGUCCAGUGAAAUGAUGAAACCCUUCACAGGAGUAAAAUGAAAUUGCCCUGCAGGAGACUGCGCCACCUAGUGGUGGUGAUUGGCACCUCAGCCCACCUCAUGAAAAAUUGAAAAACUGAAAUCUGAUGGGAGUUUCGUUUUCUACACUAGAAAAGUUUCUCUCUGAGGAAAGCAGAGUGGCCUCCAUGUGCCUUUGGCUUUUUUACUCAGGAGUGUGAUUGUGUAUAAGCUAUUAGAAGCAGUUAUAUGGUUCGAGAGAUUUAUUGGAUCUUUGAGAUGUCCCCAGAGUAGAUCUCAAACUCGGGGUGAAGUAGUUCUGUGAAUUGGAAGAAACUCAUUUUGUGACUUCAGAGAGGCCACCAAAAACCUUCAAGGACAUAAAAGGAAAACAUAAGACAUUUUUAAACCCAUUUUUCCACUGAUCUACUUAUAACUUUAAGAUCCUACGGAGCAAAUCUUUCAUUAUCAUUAGUCCUUUGAUUCAUUAGGAAGUUGACCAAAUCAUGUAAAAUGUUCCAAAAAUUGUUAGCAAAUAAAAGCAAUUAACUAA
Jaculus jaculus (lesser Egyptian jerboa) is the source of this 2324-nucleotide messenger RNA. It is a transcript of the gene Mtarc1, whose product is annotated as mitochondrial amidoxime reducing component 1. The coding region runs from base 1 to 1023 and encodes 340 amino acids. Gene Ontology annotation, biological process: nitrate metabolic process. NCBI's taxonomy places the organism in Eukaryota, Metazoa, Chordata, Mammalia, Rodentia, Dipodidae. Gene Ontology annotation, molecular function: nitrate reductase activity; molybdenum ion binding; molybdopterin cofactor binding. The transcript is spliced from 7 exons. Gene Ontology annotation, cellular component: mitochondrial inner membrane. The record is from RefSeq and is a predicted model, not a curated record.